Messenger RNA from Triticum turgidum subsp. durum (durum wheat), 192 nucleotides. The record is from the annotation of a GenBank genome assembly. NCBI's taxonomy places the organism in Eukaryota, Viridiplantae, Streptophyta, Magnoliopsida, Poales, Poaceae.
AUGUUUAGGAGCGGGAUCUGCCCAAGAACGACCUGUGGUGGUACGGAAGGCACGGACUCCGCAAGCGUCCCGCACCCUCUAAGAAAGAAACUCCUCAACCAUCACAAGAUAAAGAAGUAUGACGCUCUGUGUCUGACUCUAUUGGUCAUAGUUCCUUGCUGUUGCGGCCGGUGCUCGUUUGCGCGCGUGUGA